AUGUCCGCGGCGAUCAUCGGCGUCGACGCGGGGGUCACAGCCCCGGCGCUCGUCACCAACACAAACACGUUCGAUUUUACCAUCACGCCCGACUGGACAGACGGGAACGUCGUGACCGCCAUGCGGUGGGGGCUCGGCACCAGCGCGGGCGCGGUGGACGCGCAGGGCUUACGCGAGAUCGCCGACCUCGACGCGGCGAAGACGGGACGGACCGUGAACGGCACCGUCGAGUACAAGGCCACGUUCAACUCGUCGGUCACGAGGCUGGCGCUCGUCCCGGGGACGGGGUACUACGUGGUGGUGGAGGCGGACUACACCCCCGCGGGCGGAGCCGCGACGAGAAAGAACGCCUCCUCCGUCAAGAUCAUCGCGGACGAUACCCCGCCCGCGCUCGUGACCCUCAUCCCGAACUUUGCGUGCGACGUGAACGGGGUCAUGACUGUCGAUGAGGCAACCCCAAAGCCCGAACAAGUCAGCCUACUCCACGCGCGACUCCCCAACUCGCAGGCGUCGCGCACGAACAACGCGGAAGCCGCGGCGCUCAUCAACAACGCGAUAGCCAACGGGGAGGACCUCAGCGCGAAGUGGGGGCUGGAGCUGUGCUGGAAGUUCGACGAGGGCGAGUCGUGGGUCACCGACUACUCCUUCGCCAUCUUCACGUCCCCGCUGUCGUAUUACGACCCGUCCGUCGCCGUCAGUAACGCCACCGGCGGCGUCUCCAGGGGGCGUCGGCUGCUCGCGGCGACGACGGCGAACGUGUACAGGACGUUCGGACAGACGGCGUCGACGCAGGCGAGCGUUCGGACCACCUCGCAGCUCUCGCCGUGGAAAUCGCUGGGGAGUAACGCGACCAGGCUCAAGACGUCGCAGAGGGACAUGAUCGACGCGAUGAGAACCAACCCGGUGGACGCGGACGCGGGGGUGGAGAUCAACGGGUACGUCGCGUUGCACAUCCGCGCGACGAACGCCGCGGGGCUCAUCACCGAGGUGUCGGGGCCCGAGAUUCUCGUCCCGCCCGAGCCCCCUUCCGGCACCGCGGAGGGCGACUCGCUCAUCUACGGGAUCAUCGCCGGCGUCGUCGUCGUCUUCGCCGGCGUCCUCUUCGCCUUUUACCGCGAGAUGAGAAGGCAGGACAAGACGGCGAAGGAGAAGGAGCGCCAGCAGCUCCUCGAGGACGGGUCCAGGCAGAUGAACCUGGUGCUGAGGGCCCUGGCGAGUGACCGGGACGACGACUCGCUCCUCAAGAGAUUGGAUUCGUCCUCCGGCGGGGACUCCGGAGUCGCUUCCGGGCGUCGAAGCAGGCGCGGGUCCGUGGGGAGCGAGGACCUUGACCUCGGGUCCGUCGAGGAGCACCGAUCGGGCGCGGAGGACUGGCGCGGGCGCGACGGCGGCGGCAUCCACCGCAGGCGAAACGUAGUCUUCGUGUGCACGGACAUGGAGGGGUCCACCGCGAUGGCUGCCGAAAACGCGGAGCUGUACCAGGAGGUUCAGGACAAGCACGACGAGGUGCUGUCAUCCGCGGCGCUGGCGCACAACGGGUACAUAUUCGCCACGCAAGGAGACGCGUUCGAGCUCGUGUUUCCCACCAUCGGCGACGCCGUCAGGUUCUGCCUCGAGGGCCAGGAGGCGCUGCUGCGAACGCAGUGGAGUUCCGUGGCGCUGGACCUGCCCAAGUGCGGAGCGCACGAGAGCAAGCCCGGCGAGCGAGCGCCGUUCGAGUUCGCGGGGCCGAGGGUGCGCAUGGGCAUCCACGCGGCGUCGCUCGCGUCGCGGGGCGAUGGGGUCGAUGAGGAGGACCCGCACGACCUCGGGGCGUGGGAUCUUCAGGAGUUCACCAGGACGUUCGACAAGGACCACGGGCGGGUGAAAUACGACGGUCCGGCGGUGGUGAUGACCCGCGUCAUCGGCGACAGCGCCGCGGGCGGGCAGAUCGUCCUCUCGGAGACGGCGGUGGCGGAGUUUGAGCGGCAGCGCGCGAGCUGCGACUUUGCCGUGCUCUCCGACCUCGGCAAGUUUCAGUUCACGGAGCUCACCGCCGGGACGCUGGGUUCGAGGACCGGCGCGGCGGGCAAGGGCAGGAAACAGCAACCGCUCGACGACGACGACGGCACGGCCGGCGACGCACGGUCGAGGCAUCGCGGGCGGGGUAAGGACAAGCACGUGGUGAGCCGGCUGCACGAGCUGCAGCCGCCGACUUUUUCGUACAUGCCGCUCAGGGAGUUCCCGCCGAUGUUACGCGGCACGGUGAAGCUGGACGUCGGGCACGGGCUCGACUUUCCCAAGAAGCCAUCCAUCCGCGCCGCGUCGAGACGGGGCGAUACGGUGGUCAUGGCGAGGGUGCACGGCAUACGACCGAGCAAGUGGGCCGAGAUUUGGCUCACCAGCAACUUUCAGCAGGUGAUGGAUCGGCACGUGUGCGCGCUGCUGCAGCUGUUUGGCGGCGUGCCCCUGAGGGAGGACGCGGACAUCCCUAGCCACACGUACGCCCUGUGCUUCCCCGCGGCGUCCGCGGCGGUUCGGUUCUCCAUGGCGCUUCAGGUUUCGCUCCUCUACGGCACGUGGGACAACGACGUCCUGGAAAACUCGGUGCGGCCCCACUACAGCCGGAGCGGUCAGCUGCUGGCGCGGGGUCCCACCGUGGCGUGCAUGGUCAUCACCCUGGACGAAAACGACGGCGACGACAUCGGCGACAUGUGCAGGCAGAUGGACUACUACGACGAGAGGGGCGUCCCCGAAAAGGGGAACCUGGGGUUGCGCAUGACGGACCCUCCAGCGCCGCCCCCCUUUGCGCCCCCCUCGGUGCCAAACGCAUUGCGGGGAUCGCUCAACGCUAAGGGCCACCACGCCGGCGACAGCGAGGCGAACCACAGCGGCAAGGGCUUCGGAACCGGCGUCGCGAAUGAAUCCUCAGCCGCCAGCGACGACAGCUCGACGAUCGGCGGUGGGAACAUCGACUCGAGCGCCGGCGGCGUCGCGAGGUCGGGUUCGUCGGUGACGGGCGGCGGGCUGGGCAACAGAUUUCUCGCCGCGCUCGGCGUGAGCUUCGGUACGCAAAAGUCGUCGUGGUCGUCGUCGAGCGACGAUCAGACGAAGACUCUGCGGCACGUGUUCGCCCCCGGUGAUCCGGUGCGGUACUCCAACUUCAGCGACGCCGCCAAGCUCCCGCGGUUCGAGACGCUGAUGCGAACCAUCUACCCCGGGCAGGUUUCCGUCACGGCGGAUACCUGGCUCUCCGUUCAGCACGCGCUGCCGGAGGGCGUCUCGCCCGUCGACCUCGGCGCGCACAAGCUCCGGUGCAAGACGGUGAUGGUGGAGCCGUGCAACGGCGUGAGGUUCGACUCGAACAACGGGGGCGGCAUCAUGGAUUCGCUCGGUGGCGGUUCGGACGACGAGGGAGGAACCGGAGCGGCGCGGCGCACGGCUUCGAUGAGUCUCGCGUCGUCGCACGAGAUUCGCGUCGACUUCGCCGACGACCUCUCCGACGGCGCCGGGGACUCGAUCAGAAACGCCGAGUACGACGUGAGCCUGUACAACGUGUCGCACAGGAUAUUGCACGAGCGAGCGUACCCGCCGCUUCGUUCCGUUCGGUGUUCGUCUCCGGGGUACUACGACUCGCCGAGGCCCGCCGACGGCGUCGCCAUCGUCUUCUGCAAACCCCGGCUGCCGAAAAACUUAAACUCGGGAGCAGCGGAAGAGGCGAAGCAGCGGUGGGCCUCCAUCGCCAGGGCGCUGUUGCCCGUGUACUCCGGGUACGAGUGCAAGUCCCCGGAGACUGGCCAGUUCACCCUGGCGUUUUCCCGGCUGGAAAACGCGAUUGGAUUUUGCACAAACGCUCAGGCGAUGAUGUCGCAAUUCGCCGCCCGCGACGACAGCGGCGGGUGGCCCAAGGAGCUGCUCGACGCCGAGGCGAAGGAGGCUGCGGACGCCGAGGCGGCGGUCCGGAAGGAGCGCGAGGAGGCGAGAGCCCAGGGUUUGAAGAAGGUCAACUUUGUCACCGACACCGCUCAGCUCGCCGCGCACAGAGCCGGCCAGCGGGGGCUCCGCGUCGCCAUGGGCAUCGCGUACGGCGUCAACUGCUUCCGGAAACCUCUCCUGGAGACGGGACGCGCGGACUACUUCGGUCCGCUCGCCAACCUCGCCGCUCGCGUGAUGUCGUGCGCGCACGGCGGUCAGGUGCUCGUGGAGGGCGUCCCGCUGCUGUGGAAAGAUAAGGAGCGCUUCCGGGGAUCGGUGCACUGGUUUCCCAACGACCCGACCGACGCCGACUCGCUGAAGGAGCGCGAGCAGUGGUGCGAGCGGAGCAAGACCGCGGUGAACACCAUGAUGGGCACGUUCAACGUGCCGUGGUUCCUGGUGGUCAACGCGGGCAAAGCCGCGACGCAGAUGCUGCUGAAAGAGCUCGACGCGGCGAGGAGGAGUCGCGACGCCGAAGAAGAGCGCGGAGGAACGCUCGCGGGUUCACCGAAUCGCCCGUCCAUCGAAAGGUCCGCAGGGUCCGCCUCCGCCGGCGAGCCCGCGCUCCAUCUCCUCCACAACCUACGCGCCACGCUCGAGCAGAAGAGCGAGCGCGACAUCGGCGCGUGGAUUCGUCAAGGGGGCGUCGGCGGGCUGGACAUGGAGACGGGUACCAGCGAAUCGGCUCUGGCGCUGUGCGCCCGGGGUUUCUGCGAGCUCAGGGGCUUCCCGCAGAUAACCCCGCUCGUGGAGGCGAGGUCGCCGUCGCUCAAGCCCGCCAAGUUUCCCGCCAUACGGACGCAGCGCGACCCGGUUUCGUACGAGAAGCUCGCGGGUCCGAGGCCGCCGCGCGCGUGGGAAGCGACCGCAAACGCGACAUCGACGAUGGACAGAUCGUCCAAGUACUACGGCGGUGGCGCGGGGUCCAAGCUGGCGAGCAUCGUCCUCGGGAUGACGUCGAGCGGUCCCUCGCGAUCCGGACGGGGGGGCAGGAAGGGGGGCAGCAAGUGGAACGUCGUGCGCGACGCCGUGGAGGGAUCGGACAAGUCGGGGCGGGGGGGCUCGAAAUUUACUCGGAGACUGCUGGCCGGCGACGAUAAGGGCGCCUCGGGGGACGCCUCAAUUGGCGCGCGGGAUUCGCCCAUGCACACGUCGAAAGAUUCGAACCAGUCAGACGACGACGAUGCCGACAGCCGGAACGACGGUUCCGCCACCCCGUCGGGCGCGUCGGAGGAGGGAUCGUUCCGCUCGGGGAACAGGUUCGGCCAGCGCGCGUCAUACUACGGCCGCGGCGGGGGACGGGGAGGGGCGGGCGAGUCGGGGCGACGGGACGGUAGCGGCGCCGGCGAGAGAGCCGCCGGAGCCGCCGGAGGGUCGAGGGAGCAGAAGUUACACGCGCCCACGCCGCUGUCCUCCGCCGCCGCCGCCGCGAGGGAGAUGUUCGCGGCGCAAUACGACGACGACGACGACGAUGGGGACGACGACGGGGACGGCUACGUGCGCGCGAGGUCACCGGCGAUCAGGCACGAGCCGCGGGUGGACGCCAAACCCGUCGCUUCGGCGCUGAGACGCGUGGGGAGUAAGGCGGACCUCGCGACGGGAACCAACGCGGGAGGCGGCGGGGGCGGGGGCGGGGGCGGGGAUUCCGCCUCGGAGCCGUCCACGUCUCGCGGAAACUCCGUGCGCGGCGCCACGAGCGCCGCGGACCUCGUGCAGGGCGCUCGGCAGACCUCUUUCGGCUCCCUUCCGGUGUACAAGCCCGGGGUACAGGUGGAGCGGAUGCCGCGGCUCGACCGCAUCGACUCGACGGCGUCGGCGGAGACGACGGACACGUCGCCGCGGUCAACGUCGGAGGAGGGCUCGCGGCGGGCUUCGAGGGACGGGGGCGCGGUCAGGAAAAGGGGCGGUCGCAGUCGGUCGUCGUCGUCGAGCGCGAUGCAGCACUCGGACGACGUCGUGACGGAGGACGCGUACCAGUACAAGAGCCGCAGGGGCGAGGUGUUCAAGCGGCUGCUCGACGUCAUCGGCACGGCGCAGUGCUCCCCCGCGGCGAGAUCGCGGCUGUGGGACGCCGUCAAGGUGCUGAGCCGGAUCGUCGAGGACGUCAAGACGCUGGACGCGGACGCCACCGACGACGACAUGCGGCACCACCUGGACCGGCUGCAGCGCGCCAUCAACCGCGAGUACAACAGCGGUCAGGUGCCCGUGGUCUUCUGCCUCGUGCUCAUGUGUUUCGAGCACUGCAGCGCCGCGAGGCAGGUGAAAAUGCACACGGCGCGAGCGCAGUACCUCAUGGAAUCGAUGCGUCGCAAGGGCUCCACGACGUCGCAGGGAAGCUCGCUGUCGUCCGAGUCCGGCCGUCCGCGGUCCAGCCGCCACAGCUCGGGUGCACGCUCGGGCUCGGGUCGGAGCAGCAACGCCUCGUCGGAGCGGGCAAAGUCAAAUCGCACCAAUCGGGGGCCCAACGAAAUCGCCGUGGACCGAGCGCAGCUCUCCGCGGCGGAGCUCGCCGAGGAGAUCGCGAGGGAGAGGGACGCCGCGAGGGCACCCUCCUCGGGUGCCGAGGGUGCCGUUCGGGAUCCCGACGCGGACCCGGAUUCGCUCUCCGCGCACUCCGGGUCGACGCUCUCGGAGCGGCCCCCGUCCGCCACGGGCAUCGUCGUCGACGACGAGGACGGGGGACAGCCGGGACCCUUCGAUAUUGAGGACCCUUCUUCUCCCGCCGCUGACGGCAGCGUCGUCGUCGAGGACGAGUCUGCAGACGAGUCCGGCGAGUCCCCGGACGAGGACGAGCUGGAGCGCGCGGCGAUCGUCGCCGGCGCGCCCGCGGAGUGCGACAUCACAUCCGUCGUAGCCAUCGCCGCGUCGGUGGGUCACCAACACGAGCCGCUGGACUACGGCCCGAAGGCGUCCGAGACUUUGAGGCUUCGCGCGCACACCUGGCGCGACUUCGACCUGUUCGCGUUCGCCGACGAUAUCGGCCCCGAGCGGUGCGGCGAGCGCGGCGGCGGUCCCCUCAUGGCGCUCGGGGUGGCGAUACUCGACCGGCACGGCGUGUUCGAGAGGCUCGGCGUCGAGCGAGAUUCCUGCGCGGCGUUUCUCGCGGGUUUGCACUGCCUGUACAUGCGCAGGGGCGGCAUCUACCACGGGCCCAUGCACGCCGCCGACGUCCUGCAGGCGGCCGGGGUGCUCCUCGACGAGCUCCACCCGCACUCGCUCCCCGAGGGCGCGACGCCGGAGACGCGCGAGGCGGAGCCGGGGGCGGGACCGGCGGGCGGCGACGGCGACGGAGGUACAGGUACAGGUGCAGGUACAGGUCGUCGGAGGGCGCGCCUGGACGACCUGCAGGCGUUCGCGCUCGUGAUCGGCGCCGCGAUCCACGACGUGUACCAUCCGGGCGUCACCAACGCCUUCCGCGCCGCGCAAGACGACGAUCAGGCGCGCAGGUUCGGCGGCGUGAGCGUCAACGAGAACGAGCACCUGUCCAUCGCGCUGGCGCUCCUCGCGAACCCCGCCACCGACGCCGCCGCCGGCCUCGGCGACGCGCAGCGCGCGCGGUUGACGCGCAUGCUGAGGCACGGCGUGCUUCACACGGACAUGGCGAACCACGCAGCGCUCAUGCGGGACUUUCGCGAGUGCGCCGCCGCCGCGAGGGAAGAUCCCAAUCACCCGUGGUGGUCUGACGAAGACGCCACUCGCGCGAUGGGCGCGGACGGGUACCCCCACAAAACGCAGGACUCGCUCGUGUCCGCGGUGCUGCACCUCGCGGACAUCAGCAACACCGCGAGACCCGCGCCGCUUUUCCACGCGUGGGCCAAGAUGCUCCAGCACGAGUUCCAGGCGCAGGGGAAGCGCGAGGAGCUGUUGGGGAUGCCGGUGACUCCGAUGUGCGCGUCGCCGCCGUCCAACUUGGGCGAGCGAGCGGGUCUGUUGCACGCGGCAAAGUCUUUGGCGACCGCGCAGAUCGGUUUCGUCAACAUGUUCGUGGUGCCGAUGGUGACGGAGCUCGUGGACGCGUCGGUGGCGCCGGACACCCUCCGCGAGUGGCGGUGCUCCAUCGCGAGGAACGUGGCGUGGUGGGAGAAGAGAAAGGCGAUGAAGUCGCUGCCGAAGGGCGAGGUCGGGUGA
Molecule: messenger RNA, 8082 nt
Organism: Micromonas commoda
Lineage: Eukaryota; Viridiplantae; Chlorophyta; Mamiellophyceae; Mamiellales; Mamiellaceae
Exons: 1
Coding region: 1-8082 (2693 amino acids)
Biological process (GO): signal transduction
Molecular function (GO): 3',5'-cyclic-nucleotide phosphodiesterase activity
Source: RefSeq, a predicted model, not a curated record